AUGUCCCCAGCCGUUCAGCAUCCCCAGUCCGCAAGCACCGUCUUCCUGGACCAACCACCCAGUUGUCUCGAGUUCUGUCCAGAAAACCCAAACUAUAUCGUGGUCGGCACGUAUCUUCUAUCAGAAACAAAGACCGAGGAUGGGGGAAUCCAGCAGGCAAAAACUGGGAGUCUACAGCUCUGGAGACUAGAUCCGGACAACAAGACAUUAUCCCUCAUCCAAAGGAUUGCUCUUUCCUACGCAGUCUUUGAUCUCCACUUCCACCCCAGACACCCCAACACGCUUGCCAUUGCGAGUAGCGUGGGGUCAAUAGCUCUGUUCAAAGUAUCAAGUGCCGCUUCUGCGGAAGACUCAUUAUGCCCGGCUUUGCAUCCCAGCAUCAGUCAUGUAUGGACAAAACAGGUCCACGAGGAUCCUUCCAUCCCGGCCCUCUUUCUGGCCUGGGCUCCCCAGACCUGGUUCUCGCGGGCUGGGGUUGACGGAUUUGCUGUCACAUUCUCAGAUAGCCGGACAGCUGUCUUUGGGGUUGAGGGAGACCUCGACAACGAAGAACAGAUUACCGAAUGGGGCACAUUUGAGGCCAGACAGAUGAUUGAAGUAUGGUUUGUGGCAUUGGCCACGAUCCCACAGUCACUGUCGACGACAAUCCACGAUGAAACACCUGAGAAAGAGUCCCAGCAAGGGGUCUCGUUCAUGUUCACGGGAAAUGACUUUGGGUCGCUACAUACCCGUCGAUUCGAAAAGAAUCACGAUCAGCAAGAAGAAGAGGAAGAGGAACAGGAGGACGACGAUAGUACGGAAGAACCACUCGCUCCACUGCUCCUCGACCAUGACGACCGUGCCCGCCACCAUACGGCUGGCGUGACAGCCAUUCUCCCCUCCCAGUCCCGUCUGCGUGUAUACCACGCCACGCGGCCAGGAGCCGUUCUCGCGGAACAGGGUCUUGGGGGCGGCGUAUGGCGGCUCCAGAUGCUAGACUCGACGCAAAUCUCCGACUCAGGAUAUUAUCAGCGGAUUAUCGAGUGGCAGUUCUUGGUGCUGGCCAGCUGUAUGCAUGCGGGGACAAGAGUGGUUCGCGUUACUUGCAAGCAGCAAGACCAAGACCCGGAGUGGGAAAUUGAGGUGCUGGCGGAGUUUACGGAACAUGAGAGCAUGAAUUAUGCCAGUAGCGUUUGGGCAGGCUCACAGGGAGGGUCGUCGUCGCUACUUUGCGUGUCGAGCAGUUUCUAUGAUCGACGGGUUUGCGUGUGGAGUGUAGAGGUAUAG
Molecule: messenger RNA, 1266 nt
Organism: Penicillium alfredii
Lineage: Eukaryota; Fungi; Ascomycota; Eurotiomycetes; Eurotiales; Aspergillaceae
Exons: 3
Coding region: 1-1266 (421 amino acids)
Molecular function (GO): protein binding
Source: RefSeq, a predicted model, not a curated record